Messenger RNA from Harpia harpyja (harpy eagle), 1122 nucleotides. RefSeq names its product mitochondrial ribosomal protein L15 (gene MRPL15). Lineage: Eukaryota; Metazoa; Chordata; Aves; Accipitriformes; Accipitridae. The coding region runs from base 58 to 942 and encodes 294 amino acids. The transcript is spliced from 6 exons. Gene Ontology annotation, molecular function: structural constituent of ribosome. The record is from RefSeq and is a predicted model, not a curated record. Gene Ontology annotation, cellular component: mitochondrial large ribosomal subunit. Gene Ontology annotation, biological process: translation.
CGUAAAGCAGCUCGCCCGGGCUGGGCGGUCGCUGCCGCCCUUGGGAGGUGAGCGGACAUGAGCGGGAAUGGCCGGAGCAAGGCUCUGGAGCUGCUGCGGUCGCUGCCCAGGGUCAGUCUGGCCAACCUAAGGCCCAGCCCAGGCUCCAAAAAGCCGGAGAGAAGACGUGGCCGUGGAAGAUAUGGAGGUAGGAAGUGUGGUCGAGGUCACAAAGGAGAAAGACAAAGAGGAAAUCGCCCCCGAUUAGGCUUUGAGGGUGGUCAAACUCCAUUUUACUUGGCCAUACCAAAAUAUGGGUUUAAUGAGGGACAUAGCCGCAGGCGUCAGUAUCAACCCCUCAGUCUUCAGAGGCUCCAGUACUUGAUUGAUUUGGGCAGAGUUGAUCCCACGCAACCGAUUGACUUAACACAGCUCACUAAUGCCAGAGGUGUAACAGUGCAACCUCUCAAAAGGGAUUAUGGUGUCCAGCUGGUGGAGGAGGGUGCUGAUAUUUUUUCAGCAAAAGUAAAUAUUGAAGUGCAGUGGGCAUCUGAAUUAGCAAUUGCAGCCAUAGAAAAAAAUGGAGGUGUUGUAACAACAUCGUUCUACGAUCCAAGGAGUUUGGAAAUUUUAUGUAAGCCAGUGGUAUUUUUUCUGCGUGGCCAGCCUAUUCCAAAGCGAAUGCUUCCACCAGAAGAUCUAGUCCGUUACUACACAGAUGCCAGGAAUCGUGGUUACCUGGCAGAUCCAUCUAAGGUUGCAGAAGCCAGGCUUGAACUUGCCAAGAAAUACGGCUAUGUCUUACCAGACAUAACGAAGGAUGAGCUCUUCAAAAUGUUAAGUGCACGCAAGGAUCCUAGACAGAUAUUUUUUGGUCUUGCUCCAGGAUGGAUCGUAAACAUGGCAGACAAGAAAAUUCUAAAACCAACUGAUGAGAGGCUGUUAAAAUACUAUAGCUCAUGAAUUCAGGACUGGAGACAACUGCAGGUGUACAGGAAACAUCUGGAAAAUACCAAGAAGUAGAUGAAUUUUGUUGGUGUUUGUCAACCAGCCCAGAUUUUUGCUUCACUCAACAAACUGCCUUGUCAAUUAAUAUGAGCAUCUGUAAUCACAAAACAAAAUAAAACAAGUUUUCUAUUCUCA